Messenger RNA from [Torrubiella] hemipterigena, 411 nucleotides. NCBI's taxonomy places the organism in Eukaryota, Fungi, Ascomycota, Sordariomycetes, Hypocreales, Clavicipitaceae. The record is from the annotation of a GenBank genome assembly.
AUGUGGAUUGUUAAGCAAGGCUUCUUUGCGGGAGCCGGCGGAGCAAACGACAAUAAGGAUGCCGCAAACUAUUCGCCGGCAAGAGAGCCAUCUGCCUGCACCGUUGGUGCCGCAGAGAGCGACAACCAGAAGGCGAGCUACUCCAACUGGGGAUCUAUAGUUGACAUCCAGCCGCCGGGAUCGCAAAUUCUUUCCGCAAUCCCUAAUGGAGAGAGCAAGGCUUGGUCGGGAACAUCUAUGGCUUGUCCUCACGUCGUUGGUGUAGCAGCCCUGUUGAUUUCCGCUGACGAAGCGAAAGGUGCCGACGCAUGCGAUAAAAUGAAGAAGAUGGCCUUGAAAGAUAUUAUUCAAGGGAUUCCUAGCGGUACAACUAAGGAUUUACUCUUCAAUGACAAUCCAGGAGCCAAGUAG